CAAAAACGUAACUGCAGUUUCGACGUAUCCUGGCAUCCCUUAAAUUUGUUGACAUAUUACAGAUUCACGUCCGAAAAAUGAUGAAAGCAAAGGAGUGUUUACUUUUUCUAUUUGACCGGCCUAAAGAGCCGCUGUCUAUACCAAAGGGCCCCGAUGGAGUUAGGUUUGACGUUCCUAAAGAAUAUUUGAAAGAAGAAUACCAAAAUAUUGUAGAGAAGCAUCAGCAAUGGCAACUGAUACCUACAAUUGCAAAGUUAAGAAUUACUCCAAGAACUCCUUUCAGCGCAGAUGAUUAUGAUGAAGAUCGUAUCCCUUACGAUGAUGAUAAAUCUCACCACGACAAAAAGACUGUUCGUGUUAAACCCAUUAAGUUGCCUUCCUUAGCUGAAAUAACUGAAAUAGGGAAAAACGAAAAUUUUUCCUUAUUUAUCCCGAAACACCAAAAGCUACAAAAACACCAAAGCAUUGCUGCAAAGCUAACAUCGUUAUUUAUGGAAAUGAAAGAUUGCGACGAACUGCUGUCUUUGGCCUGUUACGCUCGAGAACGUGUUAAUCCUCUUCUUUUUCACUAUGCGUUAUCUGUGGCUUUAUUACAUCGGACUGAUACAAGAGAUUUAGAUUUGCCAUCCGUAGUAUUUUCAUUCCCCGAUAGAUACAUCGACAGAACAGUUUUUGGCAAAGUUCCAGAAGUUACUGCUUUAGCAGAGGGGGAAAGGACCCCGAUUACCAUACCUAUGAAUUAUACGGCAUCCAACUUGGAAGAUGAACAUCGUAUAGCAUAUUUUCGAGAAGAUAUCGGAAUAAAUCUUCAUCACUGGCACUGGCAUUUGGUGUAUCCCAUGGAGGGAAACAGAGAUAUUGUUAAUAAGGAUCGCAGAGGGGAACUCUUUUACUAUAUGCACCAACAGAUUAUAGCAAGAUAUAAUUUUGAACGUCUUUGCAACGGAUUGAAUCGAGUGGAAAAAUUUACCAACUUUAACGACCCCAUCUUGGAGGCCUAUUAUCCGAAACUCCAUAGCAAGGUUUCCAACCGAGAUUAUCCUGCUAGAGUAUCGAACAUGAGGUGGCAAAACUUAAAGAGAGACCGUGACGACUUAUGUGUCGAUGUAGAACAGAUGGAACGUUGGAGACAUAGAAUAUAUAAUGCUAUUCAUAGGGGAUACGCUACAGAUAAACAGCGUAACUCGGUAGAACUAACCGAAAACGAAGGCAUCGACAUUUUGGGUAACAUGUUAGAAUCCAGUAUUCUUUCUCCAGAUAGAGAUUUUUAUGGUAAUUUCCAUAAUAUGGGUCAUAAUUUCGCUGCCUACAUUCACGAUCCUGAUUUCAGACACCAGGAAUGCAUUGGUGUUAUGGGCGAUUCUUCGACUGCUAUGCGAGAUCCAUUUUUCUACCGCUGGCAUGCAACUAUCGAUGACAUAUUCCAAAAUCAUAAGGAUACGUUGCCUGGUUAUACUGAAAAGCAAUUAGGUUUUGAGAACGUUGUUGUCCAAGAUGUCAAAGUCCAAACGCAAGGUGCUCCUGUUAACACGCUUCAAACGUAUUGGCAACAGUCCCAAAUAGACCUCUCAAGAGGCCUGGAUUUCCUCCAAGCUGGUGGAGCUGUUCCUGUAAAGUUCAUACAUCUGCAACACAAACUAUUUGCCUAUGAGAUAACUGUCAACAAUGCUAACUCCUCUCCCACUGUUGGCACUUGUAGAAUAUUCAUGGCUCCCAAAUUCGACGAAAGAGGCAACCCAUGGGUUUUUAAACAUCAGAAGAAUAUGUUUAUUGAGUUGGAUAAGUUUAGAGUAAAUCUGAAAUCCGGACAGAACUCAAUAACCAGAAAAUCGAGCGAAUCUUCAGUGACGAUUCCAUUUGGAAGAACUUUCCGAGAUUUGGAUAAAAAUAGACCAGAUGAAACUGAUGUCAAAGCAACGACUAAAUUCGAUUUUUGUGGAUGUGGUUGGCCAGAAAAUAUGUUGAUACCAAAAGGAAAUGAACGGUUUGAAGCAGAACUAUUCGUUAUGAUUUCUGAUUAUUCUGAUGAUAAAGUUCCCAACAGCGAUACUGAAAAAUCCUGUGAUGCCGGAAGUUAUUGCGGCCUUAGGGAUAACCAAUAUCCUGAUCGUCGGUCUAUGGGUUAUCCGUUUGAUAGGCAACCUAGAAGACCUACAGAAUCUACAAACAGUAUUACUCUUCAACAGUUCCUUACACCGAAUAUGAAAGUCACAGAUGUGUUUAUUCAGUUCAACAACCAAGUAGAUACAGCACCUGAAGUUAAUGAACCACCUACCGAUGAGCCCUUAGAAACUUCACCUAAAAAAGAAAAAGAACCAGGACAUAUCUUUGCAGCCGAUUAAACCAAGUGUCAGGAUUAGGGAUGGAAUUAUUUAUAUCAUUAUCCGAGUUUACUCCUUGCGAAAGGAUUCAUUAAUGUUUAUUCAGAUUUUUUUUAUUAUUUUGAACUGCUUACUUUGUAUUUACCAUGUACUGUGCAUAACUAACCUUGUACGCUUUAGGCAAACGCUGUAUUACUUUUGGUAAUAAAUUUAAAUAUUGCUUUACCUUUUA
Molecule: messenger RNA, 2553 nt
Organism: Diabrotica virgifera virgifera (western corn rootworm)
Lineage: Eukaryota; Metazoa; Arthropoda; Insecta; Coleoptera; Chrysomelidae
Product: phenoloxidase 1-like
Exons: 12
Coding region: 78-2342 (754 amino acids)
Molecular function (GO): oxidoreductase activity
Source: RefSeq, a predicted model, not a curated record